Aptenodytes forsteri (emperor penguin) is the source of this 2943-nucleotide messenger RNA. RefSeq names its product protein O-GlcNAcase-like. The record is from RefSeq and is a predicted model, not a curated record. Gene Ontology annotation, molecular function: beta-N-acetylglucosaminidase activity. Lineage: Eukaryota; Metazoa; Chordata; Aves; Sphenisciformes; Spheniscidae. Bases 1 to 2943 code for a protein of 980 amino acids. The transcript has 17 exons. Gene Ontology annotation, biological process: glycoprotein metabolic process.
AUGGGACAGGGAUGCUGCCUCAAAGUCCUGCCCUUGUGCAAUGCAGGUUUCUAUGGGAGACCAUGGUCUAUGGAACAGAGGAAACUUCUCUUUCAAUGGCUGAAACGCUGGGGGCUGAACUGCUACAUGUACGCACCCAAGGAUGAACUGAAGCACCGGCUGCUCUGGCGAGAGCCCUACACAGAACAUGAGGCAGCCCGCAUGCAGUCUCUCAUCGAAGCUGCCCAAGAGCAAGGUGUGGAGUUUGUUUUUGCCAUUUCUGCUGGCCAGGACAUGGUGUUUUCAAGUGCCGGGGAUCGGCUCCUGCUGCAGCAAAAACUGAGGCAGGUGGCUGCCAUGGGGUGCCACUCCUUCGCGCUGCUCUUUGACGACAUCGACCCCUGCAUGUGCCAAGCUGACAGAGACGUCUUCCCCUCCCUGGCGCAGGCUCAGGCCUCUGUGGCCAACGAGGUGUACCGGGAGCUGGACCAACCCUCCGUCUUCCUCUUCUGCCCUACAGAGUACUGCAGCUCUCUGUGCUCUCCCAGCCCCAGCCAGUCGUGCUACUUGCUGACCCUCGGCCAGGAGCUGCUCCCAGGGAUCAGUGUCAUCUGGACAGGCCCAAAGGUUGUGUCACAGGAGCUCUCAGCCACACUGCUGGAGGAGGUGGAGGGUGUCCUGCAGCGCCGCCCCAUCAUCUGGGACAACCUGUACGCCAACGACUAUGACUGCAGACGUGUCUUCCUGGGCCCCUACACGGGACGUGCCCCCGGCCUCAUGCCCAGGCUCCGUGGACUGCUCCUCAACCCCAACUGCGAGCUCCAGGCCAACUUCAUCCCCAUACACACAUUGGGCAGCUGGUUUCGGAGCGAGCUGGGGAGCUGUGCCCACCCUGAUCAUGCAGGGAUGGAGACUGCGGCAGCCCUGGGGGACAGCCAAGGCCCACAGGAGGGGAGCUACAGCCCCCAGGAGGCCUUGGAGCUGGCGCUGCAUGACUGGGUGGCUGAGAUAAACCGGCAGGCCUUGGAGCCAGGAGGAAGGACCCCGGGACACCCCAGCAUCAGCCUCAAGGGAGGAACAAGGCUGCAGCCCAGCACAGCGGGAGGACAGGAGGUCAUGCCCGAUGCCCAGCCCCACGACUCCGUUCCCAGUGUUGCAGACCAGGAUGGCCCUGAGCCCUGCAGUGUGGCACCAGGGGAGGGAAGGAGGAAGGUGACCUCAGAGCCCGAGAAGGGCAGUGAGAGCAGGAUGCCCACUGGCGGUUGGCAAAGCCCCACAGGGGAUGGGGACCAGCUCACCACAGGGAGCAGAGAGAGCUGUGAGCCCUCCUCUGCUCUGCCCAGCACAGCUGGGAGUGCCCAGUCCACAGGAACCCUGGUGGCUACCGAGACCCUCCACAGCCCAGGCCCCCCCAUGUGCUGCAGCAAUGAGGCCAACACCAGCCAGAACCUUCCCCUACCCACCAGUGAUGCCAGGACAGGGGGUGGCAGCUCCCCCCAGCCCCCCAGCAGUACCCAGACUGAGGUCAGCAGGGCCAACAUGCCCCAGAAACCCCCAGGGCCUGGGGCUUGCACCAGCCCUGGCCCCCCAGCACCACUCACUGAUGAGGUUGGUGCUAGCCCUGGCCCCACGGCACCAUUAACCCCAGAGGAGACUGGGUCCAGCCCCAUGGCCCUGCUGACCCUGGAGGAGGCUGGGUCUGGCCCCACGGUACUGCUUACCCCCAAGGAGGCCAGGACCAGCCCCACAGCACCACUGACCCCAGAGGAGGCCAGAUUCAGCCCCAUGGCAUCUCUGACUCUGGGGGAGGUGCAGAUGCUGGUGGAGCUCUUCUACCUGCCCUACCAUCAUGGACCACUGGCGCAGCAUCUCCUGGAGCACUUUCGGUGGCUCUGGGCAAACAGCCUCAGCGUGGGGGUUCCGGCCACAGCACCCGAUGACUGUGAGGGCAUGCAGUGGCGCGGCCGAGCCCAGUCCUUCCAGCUGCUCUGUGCUCAGACGUGCCGCCUGCACAGCCGCUUCGUCAGCAGCGCCAGCCAGGCGCUGCUCUAUGACCUCCACCCCUACCUCUGGGACAUCCGCAACAUGCUGCUGGCUGCCAGUGCCUUCGUCCUCUGGCUGGAUGGCCAUCUGCUCUGCGACCCUGACCCCAAGGGCACCUGGGGAAGCUGCUUUGGCUGGUGCCAGAGCAUCACUGCCCCGAUCUUGCUGGGGGGGGACGCUGAGCCCUGGGCACGUCGUGGGGGCCUCUUUGGAGAGCUGCAGGCACUGCUGCCCGUGGGGAACAGCUGUGACCUCUUCUACCACCCACCUCCACUCUUCCCGUCCAGUCAGCUGUACCUCCUGCACCCGCUGCUGCCCCUGGACAAGGGAGAACUUUACCAAAUGUGCCAGGAGAGUUUGGACUGUGACCCCAAAGUUGCAGAGAUCCUCGCGGCCCACCCUGAUCUCCUCGGUGACAGGCUGCUGGGCAGCUUCCUGAGCCUGAGCCCAGAGUACACGUUUGUGCUGGAGGAUGAGGGCGGUCCAUGUGGCUACGCAGCCGGAGCACUCUGCGCUGAAGGCUUCCUGCAACAGCGAGACAGCAGCUGGCUGCCGGCCAUGCGGCACAAGUACCCCCGAGACCUGGGCGCAGGUGCGCCAGCUCUUGGACAGGAUGCCCUGGAGGAAGCACUGCUCUUCUUCCACACAGAGCCACCGGCUGUGCCCCUGCCUGUGCUGCGGCGCUUCCCCUCCCUGGUGCAGCUGGGCACGGCCCCCCGUGUGCUGGACGUGGGGGCCAGCCGCAGCCUGGCUAUCUGCUUGCUGAGCGCACUCAGGGCCAAUGGGUCGCGGGGAGUGUUUUGCCAGGUCAGUGCCGCUGACCAGCAGCAGCUGAGCUUCUACAGCAAGCUGGGCUUCGUCGCCCUGCCAGUGGCCUGGGGCAUCUCCCCUGGUGCUCGGCUCCUGGGACGUCUCCUCUGA